Molecule: messenger RNA, 3101 nt
Organism: Physcomitrium patens
Lineage: Eukaryota; Viridiplantae; Streptophyta; Bryopsida; Funariales; Funariaceae
Source: RefSeq, a predicted model, not a curated record
CAAGCAUCAUCUUCUUCGGCGCCACAGCUACGGACGGAGUUGGAGAGCGGGGACAGGGAGGAAAGGAGUUCAUCGCAUCCAGAGCAGCAACUGUUGAACAGAACCACGAGGAAAGGGAGGCCGCCAUCCCUCGCUCCGUUGCGGGUGUAGGCGACGACGCGACCACGAAGAAGAGUGGGGAGCCACCAUCGUUGCGAGGAGAUGAUGCUUCAGCAGCAUCCGCACCAGCACCAGCAUCCGGGCGAUGGCGGGGGGGCGGGAGGCGGCAUGGAGGGGUUGGGAGCCUGCGACGACCGCCAUGUGGUGGUCGGCAGGAUGGACCUGGCGCCGCAGGUGCAGGGGCUGAGAAUGCUGGACGAGCAGCAGGAGCACGAGCAGCAGCAGCGGAUUUUGUACGGGGAGAAGGGGCUCGGGGACCACGAGCAUGACGACAUGGGCAAGGGCCAGCACCCGGGGCACGUCGUGAUGUAUGGCGACCGCGGACAUGAGAAUGGACAUGACCACGCGCAUGCGUACGGGGUGGAAAUGGGAAACGGGAAGCACGGCGUCGUGGAUGAUAUGGACGCCAAGCUUGGGGGAUUGAGCGCGGUCAUGCUCCGCGUGGAUGGUAAGAUGGAGGGCCGCGACCGGCAGAUGAGUGAGGGCGAUGUCGGGACCGCGAAUAGCCCGCAGAUGGGCUCGCAGGUGGCAAAGCUGCGGGGUCGGUCGUCUCGCGACCCCGCGAUUGAGUGGAGCGAGCACGCCACCACAGUGCUGUUACAGGCUUUCGGGGAGAAGUACCGCGCACUUGAUCGCGGAAAUUUCACGAGCAAGAUAUGGGCUGACAUUGCGGCCAGGGUGAACAGCCGCGGCUCACUGACGGGUAAUAUAGUGGACGGAAUACCGAAGACGCAGGAGCAGUGUCGCAUUAAGGUUGAUAAUCUAAAAAAACGGUAUAAAGUGGAGAGGGAGAAAAAACGUGUGUCGGGGUCUGGGACGUCGAAAUGGAUAUUUUAUGAUAUGAUGGAUGAGUUGAUUGGUGCAAACCCGAGACACAUGCGCAGCGGGGGUGGGAUGGGAGGCGAAGAUUCUCCAUUGGGCUUGGAGGGUGGUGGCACUCCUUUAGGUAUCCGAUCGUCUGGGGAGGAAGGGGACAGGAUGUACUACUUGGAGAGUGCAGGUGGAGAUGGUGAUCAAACAUCAGAAACGAUCCCCAAGAUUUCGCCGAUUCAAGGACGAAGGAAAAGGAAAAGGGCCUUGGAAGACUUGGAACGAGAGCACGUGAAUGCCCCAGCUCUGAUGGCCCUGUUCGAGGGUUACAAUGUUCCACCAGCCAUCAUUGAUGCCAUGCUGCAGGAAGACAUGGAUGAGUACACUUUGAUUAACUCUAGAGAUAUCACGGUGCUACUUGACCAACUACGAUCCAAGCACCGGCUGCACAUCAAGCUGGGACCCGCGGAAAGGAUCAAACAAGCCAUCGAGGCUGCAAAAGAGAAAAAAAGUAGCUUGGCUCUCGUUAUCCAGCAGCAGCAGCAGCAGCAGCAGCAGCAAUGAGUUGAGACGAAAUAAACGUCGCGAAUAAGAGGGGGAUGAAAAUCCAUACGGUGAGAUGAUGUGACGGUAGGAUGAUGUUUAUGUUGCUGGGCGUUGACUCAGGCAGAGACGUGAUAUUCCAGAGGACGUUUCUUACGGAGUGGAUAUGCGUAGAAGCUGCUAUUAAGGGGACGCAAUAUGGUCGGGCGCAAAUGAGCAGUGUGGGUGGCAGGAGAGUAUGAACGUGUGAAGUUCAGGUUUAUGAAAUCAAGUAGGCGUUCAUGGGCAUGGAUGGAUGGACUAGAAUUGGCGAUGGAUAAUCAGACAAGGGGAGGCAAAUCCCCAAGAGCGUACGCUGACGAUACUUGUGGCGUUGUUGCAAUUUAUUGUCGAUGUACGUGGGUUGGAUUGGUGGAUGGGAGUCGAUCCGUGCUUAAUCACCUGAAGUUUCGAGCGUAGUAUGAUUACUGAAGGGUUUCUUUUUUCUUUUUCUUUUUCUUUUUCCUUUUUUCCAAUAUCCUCCCUCCUCUUUUUCAUUUCUAUUUUCGGGAUUAGAUUAACUAUUUUAUCUUUAUUCCUAUCCUUCUUUUCUUUUCUCCUCUUCGUCUCCUCCUCCUCUUCUUUCUUCCUUCAUCUCUUCUUUUUCCGAGUUUAUUUUAGUUUGUAAAGGAAGCUGACUUGUUUUUGGCGAGUUCAGCAGUAUGUACCAUUCUUGGUUGUACCAUUGAACUCUUUCUGUCUUAUGUGUGAGGUGGAAGGAAGUCUGGCCAUGCUUUUUUCAUGUACAGGUGGAAACGAUCGCGGGGGCCUGCAGUAGGAGAGAGUAUGCAAGGAUGCUGAAAGUACUUGAUGGCGCUCAGUUGUAUCCUAUGAGUAGUUUUGAGGCCUUGAUCCUGUCCUGAGUAGAUGAUGUUUCACUUAACAUCCUGUUGCUGCUUGGGAGCGUGUGGAACAGCCAUCGGUGGCUUUAGAUGGGAGUUUUUUCACGUCGUAGCUAAGUUAUUUUCAUUUUUCCCCAACAUGUUAUGGAUAGAACAAUGGUAGCGGAACUCCCAUCACCAACGAUGCUCAAGGUACAUUGCGUUAUCUUCACGUGGUCCAGUUAUAGCAGCAGAACGUAGAAGGGUAUUGAGGUUCGUGUGUAGAUAUGUUGGAGCAAGUCUGGCGGACACUGCUGAUCUAUAGAGGAGUGUGUUCGUGAUGUAUUCAGGAUCAAUGAGAUAUGUGUGUCAGGUUGCAGAGGUCUGAGGCUGGGCAGUAGUAGCGUUGAGGUAAUGAUCUCAGAUAAUGCAGUUGCCGAUCCAGCCACAAGUAAGAAUCUGGUUGUUCGCAUCACGCACCCAGUUCCCCUAAUGAGCUAGCUUGUGUGACCGAAAUUUCGAAGAGUUUCGUAUAUGCUGCAUAGGAGGAUUGUGUUUGCGUUAUAUAGAACUAUGAUGCUGCAGUUAGGUCGGGCAAGUUUUGGAUCAGUUUGGGCUCUGGCAUUGUUAGGUUUGAUCUCUCACAGAUUAAUCAAGAGGAUUACUGAUAGAAAUUGAGAUGCACCAUUCGUUAUGUUCAAUAGAAACAAAGAGAAUGUUUCCACCUCC